AUUUCGAAAUGAUCUUGUUAAGAAAAAGUCGAAACCAACCAAACUCCCUACACCAUGUAAUAGUCAAAACAAGAACCUGCCACAUCUACCUAACCUUAGAUCAUGCUCAACUGAAUUACUGAUAAUGUCACUUGUAUGCUGCACGAAUCACACCAAUAUAGUAAACACAGAGAGUUCAAGCCAGCUGCAAGAUGCAUUUGGUCAGCAAAAGCUUUCUCCUGGUUUUAAAAUUUUAAAAACAAKGCAGAGUAUUUAGUCGAAUGUUUCAAAUGCUUUAAAACUGUAAAGGGUUUCUCCGGGUCUUCAAUGUGGUUUGUUUACUGAUCCAAGAGGGUGUCUCCCCCCCUUAAACAAACCGUCUAAGUAAUGCGAAAUACCAACUGCAAGACUGUUUUCAUUAGUUCUUCCGUCCACAAGUUUCGGAUUUGAUUCACAGAUGUUUUCUGCAUUAUUCUUAGGUGCUGGGGUAAGAAUGAAUUAAUUUGUGCUUGUUAAGGAAAGGGUUUCUUCUACAAUACACAAUGCUGCAUACUGCAAGUUUUUCACGUGACUUUGCAGAGAGCUUAUUGGUUAAAAUGCUUAUGAUUAUUCAUGAGGUGAUUAUUGGAUCAUCGUCAAGCAUUACGGUGUAUAUGUGUUUUAACCUCUUUCGUUCGUUCUUUCUUUCUUUAGUAGAUUUAUUCACUAAGAUAGCUUGCCUUACUUAAUCUGGAAUCAUCAUGUAGAGAACAAGAUUUCCUACCCAGACCCMCAUGGAUGCUCGAUGAAACAUACAUGACCCUUGCCAAAACACAAACAAGACGUGUCAGGAUGAAGCAGAGUAUUGUAUCAGAAAACACGUGCCGUUUUUGGCUACUUGGAAAUGAGAUAUACAGACGUUGCUAUCGAGAUAAGUACCCAAUACUACCCACAAACCUUAGCGGUAUGUGUCAGUGGGUCUCUCGUUCUGUCAGCCACUGUGAUGUGUAGACUACAAUGGGCUACACUUGUAUACUAUCUGGUUGUCAUCAUCAUCAUAAUCGACGAUUUGUCGUGCUUCAUGAAGACCGGGACGGCAGCCGAUGUUGGUAGCUGUACAAAUACAAACAGAAGUGUCUGUAACAGUUCUACAGUUCAAGUAAUGCCUUCUUGUAACUGUGGUUACUAUAGAGACAAUACAAGCUGCAAAGCAUAUACACCCCCUGUUGGUAUUAGUYGUAACACUAGUAUACCUGAUAUAGCGAUGACCUCRUCAUCUGAYUACGACAAACGUCACGCAGCGCGUGAUGCAAGACUUCAUAGUAAUUCUAGUGCUUGGUGUGCUAACAACAGUGUGAACUCGUCUCAAUAUUUACAGAUCAAUAUUGGCAAAGUGUUUGAAYUAUCACGCAUUGCUACACAAGGAGCAAACAAAGGAAACGUUACUGGCUAUGUUACGUCAUACAAGAUAAAAUAUAGUUUAAAUGCUGAUGCCUGGUACACGUACCAAGACACUGGUAACUCCUCAGAUAAGAUAUUUCCUGGUAAUCAAGAUUCAUUCAGCGUGUCAUGUAACGAACUGAACACGUCUUACCCCACCCCCCUCGUGGCAAGAUUCGUAAGAGUUCUUCCAGUCACGUGGGUGGGAAACAUUUGCAUACGUAUGGAACUAUAUGGAGUCACUCACAAGUGUCCACCAGUAAACAAUACUUGCRGCUUAAAUGCAACAUGUGCUAUUUUUAGAAACUCGACCGUUUGUCACUGCCUUGAUGGAUUYAUAGGAGAUGGUUACAAUUGUACAGACAAAAACGAGUGUGAGACACAGAUAUUAUAUCCUUGUCAUCYCAAUACGACUUGCGUCAACACACCAGGAUCCUUCAAAUGUGUUUGUAGAGAAGGUUACCAUGGCAACCCCAACAACUGCACAGACAUCGAUGAGUGUUCGUCCAACACUCAUUCGUGUUCACCGCACGCACAAUGUCUAAACUAUAAUGGCUCKUAUUCCUGUCGAUGUAACCCUGGUUACCAUGGCAGYGGUUACACGUGCCAGGAUAUUAACGAAUGUAGUAGUAAAGAAUCUCAUCAUUGCCAUGGUAACGCAAGCUGUAUCAAUAAACACGGGACGUACACUUGUUGCUGUAGGGAUGGAUUCGAAGGGRAUGGAUGGAAUUGCACAGAUAUCGAUGAAUGCAGGUGGUUGCCUCGUGUCUGCCACCGUCAUGCUGGGUGUAUUAAUACUCCAGGAUCCCAUGAAUGUCGUUGCUUAGAGGGAUAUUCAGGAAAUGGUCACAACUGUACAGCUCUUUAUGUUCAUGCUUCAACAAAAACUCGUUCMUCGUUGUUCCUUGGCAUCGUGGUUGGGUUACCAGUCGUGGCAUUGUCUCUAAUCAUCUCAAUAAUAUGCGUCUUUUUAUUCACCCGCCGCAGACGGAAUCGAGUGACACGACGACCAAGAUCUUCCAAGGUAUCCCGCCCAUCAAGUACAGUCAUUGGUCAAAUAGACCAGCUCUUCGAUGAAGAACAUUCUAAAAGAUCAUUACGUGAUUCGGUGUCUUUAAGGUCACUACAGUUUAGUAUACCCAGCGUACAUCCUUCGUUAGUCGCGCUAAACAAUAUUGGUUCUGCUACACCAACCAAGAUCGCUCCAGCAUAUGAAACUCUAUGACGAAUCUGCCGGCAAGCAUUGCCAAAUAACAGACAUAAAUGAUAUGGCAGGAAAAAAUAGGGUUCGUGUUUUUCGAUAACUGACGCCCCUAUCACGGCAUCACCGCUAAUCAGUUGUCUUUUAAAACUAUUCUUUUUGUUGCAUUGGCCGGGUUUUCUAUACUUGCUCUAAAACUUGACUACAGUGCAAACUGAACUGAUCCUCUUAGCAGAGCAGGGGAACAAAAGUGCUUACCUAAUAUCGCUUCAAUUCUCAAUCCAUAACGGCAGCUUUUCAGUUAACAUUUUCAGCAUGAUAAGAUCAUAAAUUAGGUUGCCGUUUUUGCCAUUUUUCAUUGGCACUGUUCAUAUGCAUCGUAGUAAAUGAAAGACGGUAUYAAGAAGUGAUGAUAUCAAAGACAUGCAAUGAACCAACACGACGAUCAACAGAUAUCUGAUGUGAUUAUGUAGAAAUCUAUUUCAUAAAUAGCAGAAAUAUAAUGUGUAAGUUUUAUUGCAUUGUACCAUAGAUUUGUAUUCCUAGGCUUUUACAAUACGAAUAAACUAUUUUUAGGAUCAAGA
Molecule: messenger RNA, 3183 nt
Organism: Actinia tenebrosa (Australian red waratah sea anemone)
Lineage: Eukaryota; Metazoa; Cnidaria; Anthozoa; Actiniaria; Actiniidae
Molecular function (GO): calcium ion binding; heparin binding
Source: RefSeq, a predicted model, not a curated record